GGUUAUCCUUUAAAAGCUACUGAGCACCCAACACCAUAAAAGUUGACUCAACUUUGCUUGUUUUUCUGUACUUUCUUCAUUAUUGUUCCCACAACUCUGCUAUUAUUUCUUCUUCACUGUUUUUAAGUUCUUUCAAUCUCCGAGGUCUUGCAGAAGUAGUCAACCAGCCAGUCAAGGGACAUACAAUGGAGUAUGUAGAGCCUAUCUUUUGCAUUGCAAAUUGUAUCGGAACUCCAGUUUGUAAAUACUUGCAGUAUCACAGAAAGUUGAAUUAUUAUGUGAGAAACUUCAAGAUAAUCAGAGAUGAACUGGGUAGCCAAAUGGAAGACAUUGAGCUGCAAUUGAAAGCAGAGCUUCUUCAUCCUAUGGGAAAGAUACCAAAGAAAGGAGUUGAAAAUUGGUUAGCAAAAGUGAAAGUGAUGAUUAAGGAAGCACAAGAUGUUGAAAAUACAGUCACUAAUGGGAGAUAUGUCUGUCGUGCUUGGAAUGGAAAGUUGGUUGAUAAAAAGACUCGAGAAAUGAAGAAACUUCUUGACAAAGUUCCUAAUGCCUUGGGCAGUCUUGUCAUUGAUGGUCCAAGUGUUGGGUUGCCUUUGCCAACAUCAGAACUAGUUGGUGAGAAACCUGUGAAAGAUGAAAUUUGGCAAUGUUUAAUGCAGGAGGAGGUGAGUAAGAUUGGGGUAUGGGGGAUGGGCGGUGUGGGCAAAACAACCAUCAUGAAGCACAUCCACAAUGAUCUUUUGAAAGAACGGAUAUUCUAUAGGGUAAUUUGGCUUACUGUAUCAAAGGAGUUCAAUGUUGUAAAGCUACAAGAUAAUAUUGCAAGUGCAUUGAAUUUGAAGAAAGAUUUGGACAAGGCAGGAGACAAGCUCAAACGAGCUGCAUUCUUGUCAGAAAUGUUGAAGAAAGCUGGAAAACAUAUUCUAAUCCUGGAUGAUGUAUGGGAUAAAAUUUCUCUAGAGGAAGUUGGGAUCCCUGAGCCUACUAGCGGCAAUGGAUGCAAGAUGGUGUUGACAACUCGUUCAGAGCAAGUUUGUAAAUAUAUAGAUUGUAAGGUGAUAAAAGUGAAGCCCCUUUCGGAAGAAGAGGCAUUGAUAUUAUUCUUGAAUAAAGUUGGACCUAACAUAGUGCAGAGUCCAACUUUAAUGCCAACUUUGAGGCUAGUUGUCAAAGAAUGUGCUGGUCUACCUCUUACAAUUGUUGUAGUAGCUGGAACCCUGAAAGGAGAAAAUGAGCCUCGUAUUUGGAAAAAUGCACUCAAGGAAUUGAAAGAGAGAAUAGGGAAGGUGGAGGGAGCAGAAGCCGAAGUAAUUGAGCGUUUGAAAUUCAGUUUCGACCACUUGAAAGAUGACAAAGUGAAGUAUUGCUUUUUGUAUUGUGCAUUUUAUCCUGACGAUUUUAAAAUUCCAAAGAAUGAGCUAAUCGAGUGUUGGAUUGAUGAGGGAUUCAUAGAUGAAAUGGAUACAAGAGAAGAAAUGAAAGAUAAGGGCCAUGUUAUUAUGAAAAAGUUAGAAGAUAACUGCUUGUUGGAAAAAUGUAGUAAUCACCUCCAUUGGACGUGCGUGAAAAUGCAUGAUGCAGUGAGAGAUAUGGCAUUGUCCAUCACAAAUGUGAAUUCUCGAUAUAUGAUACAAGCAGGCAAGCAAUCAGAAAAGUUAUUGAAAAAGGAUGGAUGGAUGGCAGAUGUUGAGAAGGUGUCGCUUAUGAGAAAUUCCAUAUCACGGAUUCUCAAAGAUAGGUUGUCUCCACAACAUCAACUGCUCAAGACCUUGUUAUUGCAAGACAAUCCUAUAGAAAAGAUCCCAAAUUCUUUCUUUGCAAACAUGCCUUGUUUGAGUGUUCUUAAUUUGUCACGAACGAAGAUUGAGCGUUUACCAAAUUCCAUCUCCAAAUUAGAGAAUCUCACUACAUUAUUGCUUGAUGGUUGUCAAGCGUUAAGAUAUUUGCCUUGCCUUUCAAAGCUUCAAGGAUUGAAGAAGUUGAAUCUUUGUCAGACCAAAAUUGAGGAAGCCCCUGAAGGCAUGGAUAUGUUGAUAAAUCUAAGGUAUCUUGAUCUUUAUGUUGUCACAUUGAAAGAGAUAGCUAUUGGACUUUUACCAAAACUUUCUCGCCUUCAACACUUGAGGUUUGAUGAGGAUAAUGAAAAAACAAGCCUAAAAGCAGAGGAGGUUGUGCCAUUGGAGAAGUUGGAAUCCUUUUGCGGGCGUUUCAAAGACAUGCAUGAAUUGAAUAAGUUUGCCUCCUCAAUGCAGCAAUGUAAGAGCAAUCUUAUCAAGUACCGGUUACAGGUGGGGCCUUCAUGUUGGGAACAUGAAAGAGAUAAAUUUGUAUCAAUCAAUGAACUUGAAUUUUGCCAAGGUGAGUUUAUUAUGCUUCCAACUGAUAUUCAACAGUUGGAUAUUUCUGACUGCCAUGGAUUAGAGUUUCUUGUUUCCUCCUCUUUUUCCUAUUCUUGCUCUCAUCCAUUUCAUAGCCUCGAGCUAUUGCAUCUUCGCCAUUUGCCAGAGUUAAGUGAACUUAUAAAAGUUGAAGGAUUGAUUCUGUCUGCCACCUUUUCCCAUCUUAAAAGAGUUCUUAUAUGGCGCUGCAUGAGUAUGAAGACGUUGUUUGCACAUUGGUUGCUUCCCAACCUCCAAAACCUGGAAGAAAUCUGGGUGGAAGAUUGUGAUGAGCUAGUAGAAAUAUUGGGAACAUCAACAUUAGAAGAUGACCAGGAUGCAGAAAAAGGAAGCGAUGCAUUUAUCAAAUUCAACCUUCCUAAAUUGAGAAACUUGGAAUUGCAUGCAUUACCAGAAUUGAAGAGCAUCUGUAGUAGAAGUGGAGCAAUGAUUUGUGAUUCUCUCCAGGUUAUCAAUGUUAGUUGCUGUGAUAAAUUGAAGAGAAUUCCUCCAUUUGUUCCCCUUAUUGUCAAUGGUCAGCCAUAUGGAUAUGCUCCAACUUCGCUUAAGAUCACGUCAAGCACAUUUUGGUGGGAAUCGUUGGAAUGGGAUGAUCCAAAUUUUAAAAAUGUUCUUCAACCCCAUUGGCAUCCAUGGUAAUGAGUAAAUGGCAAUUUUUUUUUGUUAAAUUCUACUAUUAAUCCAUGUAUUUAGCAAAAAUUGUGGAUUUAAUUUCUGGACUUUUAUUUGAUUAAUUUUAAUCUUUAUACUUAUUGGUAAA
This is a messenger RNA of Gossypium arboreum, 3159 nucleotides long. Its product is annotated as probable disease resistance protein At4g27220. Gene Ontology annotation, molecular function: ADP binding; protein binding. Lineage: Eukaryota; Viridiplantae; Streptophyta; Magnoliopsida; Malvales; Malvaceae. The transcript has 2 exons. The coding region runs from base 186 to 3038 and encodes 950 amino acids. The record is from RefSeq and is a predicted model, not a curated record.